Molecule: messenger RNA, 3009 nt
Organism: Drosophila biarmipes
Lineage: Eukaryota; Metazoa; Arthropoda; Insecta; Diptera; Drosophilidae
Exons: 2
Coding region: 103-2886 (927 amino acids)
Biological process (GO): GPI anchor biosynthetic process
Cellular component (GO): endoplasmic reticulum membrane
Molecular function (GO): mannose-ethanolamine phosphotransferase activity
Source: RefSeq, a predicted model, not a curated record
UAUUUUUAGGUUCGGAGUGUAAGACAACCUGGGAAAUUUAAUUCAAGUAAUAGCUUGGAUACACAUUUUUUAUUUCAAUCAGUUUACAUACAUGUUGUAGAGAUGUGGAGUGUUCAGGCCUUGGUGGUGCAUCUCCUGCUGCUGGGCUCCAUCCUGAGCAUCUACUUCCAAUCGACCGUGUUGUCGGAUCUUAAACCACUAAGUACACUGCGCGAACUGGGCUUGGAACCGCCGGCGGAUCGACUGGUGGUUUUUGUGGUGGAUGGUCUGAGGGCGGAGUCUGUCUUGGCGAAUAACUGCAGUUCAGUUCCGGAUCUGCGGGAGCUGUUCAUCAGCCACGGCUUGCUGGGCAUCUCGCGUGCCUGUCCGCCGACGGUGACCAGACCCGGACAUAUCGCCAUCUUUGGGGGAUUUAAUGAAGACCCCGCCGCAGCACUAACAAACUUUGGCUGGAAUCCUUCUACUUUUGAUACCGUCUUCAAUCGCAGCAGGAACGCCAUUGGCUGGACUCAGGAUGUGGUUGCCAAAGUGUUCACCCACCUGCCCACCGGUGGUGCUCCUCUGCGCUUUGAAACCUUCGCCAGGUCGGACAUAUCGGGAAGACUUCGGCUGGAUGAGUGGAUUUUCAACAGGGUGCGCAACUUCCUAACCACGGAGGAGAAUGUGCGACCAUUGCGAAAUGCCACAUCUGUGGUGUUCUUUGUGUAUCUGGCAGAUAUCGACCUUGCUGGCCACGCCCACACACCGUACGGCUCGAAUUUCGAGGAAAAGCUGAACUUCACCCAACGCGGCAUCCGGCAGACCUACGAGCUCUUCGAGAGCGUUUUCAACGACAGUCGCACGGCUUAUCUGGUGACAGCGGAUCAUGGCAUGAAUGAUGCGGGUCAGCAUGGCGGUGGCGGAGAUCGCGAGGUGGAAACGCCCUUCAUCCUAUGGGGAUCUGGUGUUAAGGACGUGGCCCCCGAUCCCGGUCAGAACUUUACUGCCAAUAACGAGGGUCUUACUCUACCUCUUUACCAGUUGGAGCAAAUACAACUGGCGCCUCUAAUGUCCGCUUUGAUUGGGCUUCCACCUCCGAUGAACAACAUAGCCCUGUUGCCCUUGGGAUUCCUGAAUACCAGCAUUCAGUACGAACUGCAAGCCCUCCACUUGAAUGCCAUGCAACUACUGGCGCAGGCCAGGAUUCUGAUAAAGCGCCAUGAGGACGGCAUCCUGUAUCUGUGCCUUCCCAAAUUUGAGGGCCUGGACUCGGCGCAGAUUGAUGGAUAUCCGCUUAGGAUACAAUUUCUAGUCGCAGAGAAACAAUACGAGCAGGCUCUGAAGAUCUCCCAGAAGAUAGCCAAGCUGGCUCAGGAAUGCUUGGAGUACUAUCAUGGGUAUUAUCACUUUCCCCUUCUGGUGGCCACCACUGCCUCGUACUUUUUGUGGUUUUACCUUCUGCUGGUGCAAUUCACACGGGAGUCCACCCAACCGCGAUCGGCACGUAGGGGAUUUCUAUCAUGGAGCACUCUGCUGAUGGCCUUGGGAUGUUUGUUGCUCCUGGAGUUGAUGAUUCUGCAGAGGGUGCCCUACCUGACGGCUUUCUACCUGUUGCUGCCCUUUGGAAUCCUCAUCAUAGCCGUGGCCGAACGUCCUCUAAGAGGUAAUGGCGUUAUAUUCCAGUUCGCCAUCCUUCAUCUGGUGGGGAUCGUUGUGCCCGCUGGCCUCUUGAUAUUGAUGGCCUUCCACAACACCCACAUUGGACUGCUCUACUUCCUGCUGGUUUGCCUCAACAACCGAAGGGCCUUCUUCAGGCCCUCCCUGAAAUUCUUUUUCUGGCUGGCCCUCGUGAUCCUGCUCAGUGGUAUCUUGGUGGUGAAGCAGAACUCAAGUUUGGAUUUCCUUACCGAUGCUGUAGGAGAUUACGUGAACAAAAUCCACGUGGUGUACUUCAGUAUGGUGCUAUCCGUGGUACGUCCCCUUAUCCUAAGGCAUCACCAUGCGAAACGUGUUUGGAUCAUCAACAUUGCUGCAAUGCUGGCAUCAGCAUACGGAAUCUAUCUGUGGGAUACGGAUCAGCCAGUCUGCACCUAUGUUUAUGCGGCCUGUUGGUCGUACCUGGCCUUUGCCUUCCUAUCAAUUCCUUAUAGUGGGACAAAGGAUCUAAAGCGUCGCCUAGAGCUGAUCAUUUUCAAUAUGCUCACGGUACACCUUAUGCUAACCAUAUCGAUGGCCUCGCUCUUUGUCCAGAUCAUGGUAACCGAGUUUGUGCUGGGCCUCGAACUUUAUGAAGAGAGCAACACAGCGGUGGAGAUCAAGGAUAGGAAUAGGGAUGAAGAUGGGGAUCAGGACGGGAACCAAGUGGAAGAGGAGCCCCAAAAUGUGAGGACGUUGAGUCCAUUGGAGCACCUGAGGCUGUCCUAUCGCUAUGCGGCUCUCAUUUUGCUGUAUUUCUACGUGUCCUUCGGAACCGGCCACUGGUUCUUCAACUUUACCUUCAAACCCAUCACCUCGCGACUCUUCUUCCCCCAGUUCCAGCUCCACAUGAUUGCGGCCUUUAUCCUGCUUAAGAUAUUCAUUCCAUCAAUUAUCGUUAUGUCGAGCAUUUACGCUCUGGUAGCCUUCGGUCGCAAAAAUACCCGGUCCAUCUUUAUCUGCCUGUUCCUCAUGAACGACACCAUGAGCCUCUACUUCUGCUACUUUGUGAACAAUCGAGGCUCCUGGCAGGAGGUGCGCCAAUCGUUGGACCAUCUUCUGGUGACCCAUGUCUUCAUCAUAAUCCUGCUGGUCUGCUCCUGGAUCGCUAAGGCUUUUCUUAUCAACACCACGGAGGUUAAACCACCCCGUACGCGCCAAGUCCAGGUUCUAGACGGUGCUAUUGCCUUAGUUGGGGACAGUCAGGCCUAGCUAAUUUCGAAUGAUGUUCCAAAAUUAUCUGGUUUUAGUUUUAAUCUUCUUCGCUGCUUAGAAAGAAAUUUGUUAGUCUAUGCAGAAGUGGCAAUUGUUAUGAAUAAAAUUUUUAAAAUUCUA